Molecule: messenger RNA, 717 nt
Organism: Tachysurus vachellii
Lineage: Eukaryota; Metazoa; Chordata; Actinopteri; Siluriformes; Bagridae
Product: proteoglycan 4-like
Exons: 1
Coding region: 1-717 (238 amino acids)
Source: RefSeq, a predicted model, not a curated record
AUGUCCACAGACCCUGCCCCACAGACCAUGCCCACAGACCCUGCCCCACAGACCAUGCCCACAGACCCUUCCCCACAGACCCUUCCCCACAGACCACGCCCACAGACCAUUCCCCACAGUUCACACCCACAGACCCUGCCCCACAGACCAUGUCCACAGACCCUGCCCCACAGACCAUGCCCACAGACCCUGCCCCACAGACCACGCUUACAGACCCUGCCCCACAGACCACGCUUACAGACCCUGCCCCACAGACCACGUCCACAGACCCUGCCCCACAGACCCUUCCCCACAGACCCUUCCACACAGACCAUGCCCACAGACCCUGCCCCACAGACCAUGCCCACAGACCCUUCCCCACAGACCACACCCACAGACCCUGCCCCACAGACCCUGCCACACAGACCCUGCCCCACAGACCACGCCCAUAGACCCUGCCACACAGACCACGCCCACAGAACCUUCCCCACAGACCACGCCCACAGACCCUGCCCCACAGACCCUUCCCCACAGACCCUUCCCCACAGACCCUGCCCCACAGACCCUGUCACACAGACCACGCCCACAGAACCUUCCCCACAGACCACGCCCACAGACCCUGCCCCACAGACCACGCCCACAGACCCUUCCCCACAGACCACGCCCACAGACCCUGCCCCACAGACCACGUCCAUUUACAUUUACUUUUACAUUUAUAGCCUUUGGCAAAUGCCCUGA